CCUUCUCCAAAUGUUGCCCUGACCCCUGGUUCCACUCCAAGUGAUGAAACCUCCUGCUGCAUCAAGGCUGUCAAGGACUCAGGAUUCAAGGCAAUUGGAAAGCUCUUCCAUGCACUGUAAGGACAAGAACGACCUUUAUGUUCAUCCAUUCUGGUUAUGGCAUUAAAGUUUCCGCCUACUAUCCAUAUAUCUUCAUUUGGAUCAUGAUCUAUCAUGCUAUUGUUCUAUACUCCCUCCGUCCACAAUUAGACUUCCCACUUUUCUUUUUUGUCCGUCCUAAAAAAAACUUCCCGUUUCUAUUUUAGGAAAGUUUUUAUAACUGAAAUGUCCUUUCUACUGUUUAUCAUCUCCGAUGGAGCCAAAAUUUCACCAUUUUUUGGCUUUGGGGUGUGAUGGAAUAAAUCAAAAUGGAUCUCUAAACUGUCUGCGCUUCUUUAAUUAAUGAAGUAGCAGUUAGUCAAGCAAUGCAACUUUCGACGUUGAGCCGGGGGUCUCUUUGGAAACAGCCUCUCUACUUUCGAGUAGGGGCAAGGUCUGCGUACACACACCCUCCCCAGACCCUACUCUUGUGGGAUUUAACUGGGUUG
Messenger RNA from Cuscuta campestris, 587 nucleotides. The record is from the annotation of a GenBank genome assembly. Lineage: Eukaryota; Viridiplantae; Streptophyta; Magnoliopsida; Solanales; Convolvulaceae.